GCGUGGGGGGACAAUCGCGCUGGGGGGGCGCGGGUAAUGCCGAGCGGUAAUGGUUACUGAGUGUCGCGGUUCGGCCCGCGAAUCAGGUGCUGUUUUCACAUUCGGGAAAAGCAAAUUUGCAGAAGAUAUUCCUAGCAAGUUCUGGUUCAAAAAUGACAAGCCUGUACUUAUAUCAUGUGGAGAUGAACAUACAGCUAUUAUUACAGGAAAAGGCAAACUCUAUAUGUUUGGCAGUAAUGACUGGGGCCAGUUAGGACUAGGAUCGAAGAACACUGUCAGCAAACCAACGUGUGUUAAAGCUUUAAAACCAGAAAAACCAAAACUUGCUGUUUGUGGAAGAAACCACACUUUAGUUUACACAGAAAAAGGAAAUGUCUAUGCUGCUGGAGGAAACAGUGAAGGCCAGUUGGGAUUAGGUGACACAGAGGAAAGGACCACAUUUCAUUUAAUUAGUUUUUUUACCAACCAGCACAAGAUCAAGCAACUAUCAGCUGGAUCAUACACCUCAGCAGCAGUAACUGAGGAUGGGCAGCUCUUUGUAUGGGGUGAUAAUUCAGAAGGUCAGAUUGGUCUGGCCAGUGAAGCCUCUGUCAGUAUCCCCUGUAAAGUGGAUAUUGGAAAACCUAUUGCCUUUGUAUCCUGUGGAUAUUAUCAUUCUGCCCUGAUUACAGGAGAUGGUGAGCUCUAUACUUUUGGAGAACCUGUGAAUGGGAAACUGGGAUUAUUCCCUGAACAGCUCAAGAACAAUAGAGUCCCACAGCCUGUCCUGGGAAUUAUGGAAAAGGUUAAAAAAGUUGCUUGUGGUGGAGAACACACUGUGGUGCUGACAGAGAAAGCUGUUUAUACUUUUGGCCUUGGACAAUAUGGACAGCUGGGACAUGGAACUUUUGUGUUUGAAAGUUCAGUACCGAAGCCUGUGAAACAUUUGAAGAGGCAUAAAAUAUGUAACAUUGCAUGUGGGGAAAAUCACACUGCUGUGAUAGCAGAGAAUGGCCUCAUGUUUACUUUUGGAGAUGGACGACAUGGCAAGUUAGGAUUUGGAGAAGAGAGUUUUACAAAUUUGUUUGAUCCCACUCUGUGUUACAAUUUCUUGAAGUUCACAGUCCUUUUGGUUGCUUGUGGUGGUUGUCACAUGCUGGUUUUUGCUGCUCCAAGACCUAAAGGAUCUGAAGUACUCUUGGAAGAUUUAUUUGAGCCUCGUUUGACUGCUACAAUCCCUCAAUCCAGUGGGGACUUUGUACUAGCAAACACUUUGCAACUAUCAGCAGCACGAAUGCGACGUCGAGAGAGGGAAAGAUCACCAGAGCAAUUUGCUAGAAUGGCACAAACUCUGCCUCCAAUGGGGGAAAGCUUCUUAAAAUCUUCAUUGCCUGUGACAAGCAACACCAGCCCAUUCUGGUUUUCUGCAACAAGUCGUCCUAAAUCUGAAUCUGGGAGGGAUGGAGACCAUGAAAAAGGUGAAGUUGCUUGUGGUGGUUGUCACAUGCUGGUUUUUGCUGCUCCAAGACCUAAAGGAUCUGAAGUACUCUUGGAAGAUUUAUUUGAGCCUCGUUUGACUGCUACAAUCCCUCAAUCCAGUGGGGACUUUGUACUAGCAAACACUUUGCAACUAUCAGCAGCACGAAUGCGACGUCGAGAGAGGGAAAGAUCACCAGAGCAAUUUGCUAGAAUGGCACAAACGCUGCCUCCAAUGGGGGAAAGCUUCUUAAAAUCUUCAUUGCCUGUGACAAGCAACACCAGCCCAUUCUGGUUUUCUGCAACAAGUCGUCCUAAAUCUGAAUCUGGGAGGGAUGGAGACCAUGAAAAAGAAAACAAUCAUCAAAAAGAUAAACCUGGUGAAGUCUCUUCAGAACAAGAUUCAGAUAAUGAAAAUACUGACAGAAACCUUGGGGAUACAACUGACAUCCUAAAUGUGACACAUGCAAUGAAGUUGAAUCCUGGUGACUGGUCCUUAAAAUUAUCACCACUCCAAAAACAGAAGAAGAACAGUAAAAAUGUGAAACUGAAAAGAGAUGGUAAGGGUGGGCUAAAAACCAAGGAUUCUGAUUUCACAAAGGAGGGCUCAAAAUUCAAGUCUAGCUCUUUACAAAAGCAGUCCUCAAUUUCAGGGUCACCUGGACAAGAUUUAGAAAAGAGGAGUGCCUUUGUAGGGAAGCCUGUGGCCAAAAAAAGUAUAAAGAAAGGUAAAUUUGAGCAUGCACAAAGUGAUACUACUUUGAAAAGUGAUGCUCAAGAAAUUACUGGGGACAAAAGCAUAAUAGUGAAAAGGGAGAAAGAAUAUGUGGAAAAUCCUGAUUUUUUUAGACAGGAUGCAACUUAUAAUCUUCCCACUGAAAAUCAAAUUCUGACUGAAAAAAUAAGUUCUUCUAAUAAAAAGCCAAAAGCUGUUAAACCUAAGCAAUCCCUUAAAAUAGAGGUACUUCCUUCUGCUCCCAGGGAUCAGCCCCAGACUGAUUCAUUAACUGUGCAAGAAUACAAUCCUGUUAAAAAGGAAGGGAGUCAGAAAACAACAGAAAGUCAAAGCAAAAUAAAGGAUGGUGUUGAAAAAUCGGACAAGUGUGAAAGAAUAAGUGUCACAGGACAAGAAAGUAGUGCAGAACAGAAGGAGCUUAAAAAAAAGCAUCAGUUUUUGAAACAAAUAUCUGUAACUUCAUCAUCAUCAUCUUCAACUGAGGAAAGUACUAAUGAUCUCCAAAAAUACAUACUUAAGGAAGAGGUGCACUAUGAACACAGAGUUCUCCAGAGGACAAGGAGAACAGUGACACAUCUGGACUUAGAAAAAGACAGUGAGAUUGAGGAGAUGCAAGCUACAAACAAUGAGAAAGAAAGUGUAGAGCAGACUGAUGUAAAAAGCCUGAAUGAGGAAGAAACAAGCUCUGAUGCUAAAUCUGAUGUAGACAGGCCAUUAGAAAUUAAGAAUGAGGAGGAAUCUGAGCAGGAGCAGGAGAAUGAGGACAGUGAAAAGGGUGAAGAUGAAAAAGAAAAACUGGAUGAAACAAUUGACAGUGAAGGUAAACUAGGGGAGGAAGAAGAAGAGGGUGAAGUUGAAAAAGACAGAGAUGAAGUUUCAGUAGAAAAAGAUGAAGAGGGAAAAGAUAAUGAGGAAGAAACUGAAAAAGAAUCACAGGCUGAAAGAGACAGUGGGAAUGAGGGUGCAGAGGAGACUGAGGAGGUCAGCCAGAGAGAUGGCAAAGAUCAAGAAGAUGAGCAAGGCAGGUUGAUGGAAGAAGAAGAAAUGGUGAGUGAGGGAGAAAAGGAGGAUAUGGAGGAGAAAUAUGAGAAAGAGGAAGGCACUGAAAAAGAGAAAGAGCAGGUUAAAAGUGAGGGAAGAGAUGAGAGUGAGGAAGGAGAAGAAGAUACAGAGGAAAAGGAAGAAAAAGAUGUAGAGGCAGAAGAGGAAGGAGAAGAUGAAAAGGAAGGUGAAGAAGAAAAAGAAAGAAUGAAUGAAAAAGACAAAGAAGGUGAAGAGGAAGAGUUGGGAGAAUCAUUGGCAGGGAGGGAAGAAGAGGUAUCCGAAGAAAAACAGGAUGAGGAAGAUGCAAAUACAAAAACUAAGGAAGUGGGUGAGGAUGGAGUGGAAGAAGGAAAAGAUGGGGAGGAUGAAGUGGAAGAGGAAAGAGAAGAUGAGAAAGAGGAAGGAACAGAGGCAGAAGCAGAAGGGGAGGAGGGGGAAGAAGAUGAAAAGGAAGAAGAGGAGGGGGAAAGUGAACAGAAAGGGGAAGGUAAAGGAAAGGGAGAAGGAGUGGAAGAAGAUGAGGGAGUAGGGGAGGAAGAAGAGAGUGAAGGAGUGGAAGCAGAGGGAGAUGAGGAAACAGGAGAGGAAGAAGAAGAGGUAGAGGAGGGAGAAGAGGGAGGGCAGGAAGAAAAAGAAGGAGAAAGGGAAGAGGGGGAAGAAGAAAAAGAAGAGGGUGAAGAAGAAGAAGAGGAAGAAGAAGAAGAGGAAGAAGAAGAGGAAGAGGAAGAAGAGAAAGAAGAAGAAGAAGAAGAAGUAGAAGAAGAAGAAGAAAAAGAAGAAGAAGAGGAAGAAGAAGAAGAAGAAGAAGAAGAAGAAGAAGAAGAAGAAGAAGAAGAAGAAGAAGAAGAAGAAGAAGAAGAAGAAGAAGAAGAAGAAGAAGAAGAAGAAGAAGAAGAGGGGGAAGAAGAAAAAGGGAAAAAGGAUGAGGAGGAAGAAGAAGGAGAAGAGGGAGAGGGGGGAGAAGAAAAAGGGGAAGAGGGUGAGGAGGAAGAAGAAGAAGGGGGAGUGGGGGGAGAAGGUGAAGAGGAAGAGGAGGAAGAAGAAGACGAGGAGGAAGGGGAUGUAGGAGAUGAGGAAGAAGAGGAUGAGGGAGAAGAAGAUGAGGGUGAGGAAGAAGAAGCAGAGGAAGAGGAAAAAGCAAAAGAUAAAAGGAAAAGUGAUAGUAGGAAACUUCCAGGAAAGAAAAGCAAACCCAGGAAGCCAGAAAAGACAGAAAGUUCUGCUUUACCAAACAGCUCUAAACAAAACAUGAAAUCCAAACGUCACAUAGCAAAUGGUUUACAUAAUUCAGAACAAUUUUGGAACAAUGUGCUACCUCAUUAUUUAACACUAAAGUAG
This is a messenger RNA of Ficedula albicollis (Collared flycatcher), 4573 nucleotides long. It is a transcript of the gene RPGR, whose product is annotated as retinitis pigmentosa GTPase regulator. Gene Ontology annotation, biological process: ubiquitin-dependent protein catabolic process; protein ubiquitination; visual perception. Lineage: Eukaryota; Metazoa; Chordata; Aves; Passeriformes; Muscicapidae. Gene Ontology annotation, molecular function: ubiquitin protein ligase activity. Gene Ontology annotation, cellular component: photoreceptor outer segment. The record is from RefSeq and is a predicted model, not a curated record.